Messenger RNA from Volvox carteri f. nagariensis, 1290 nucleotides. RefSeq lists its product as uncharacterized. The coding region runs from base 1 to 1290 and encodes 429 amino acids. The record is from RefSeq and is a predicted model, not a curated record. The transcript has 5 exons. Lineage: Eukaryota; Viridiplantae; Chlorophyta; Chlorophyceae; Chlamydomonadales; Volvocaceae.
AUGAGGCUACAGUUUCUUCUCCCCCUGUCCUGUCCUGUCCUGUCCUGUCCCUCCGCAACUGGGAUCGCUGGCAAAUCUGGCGCACUCCCUGGAGCCGCUCCGACUGGACCCCGACCCUGCCUGGCUGCGUCGUUUCCUCGUGGUUUCGGGGCCACUGCUGGACGGUCACCGGAUGUCGGCUUCGGAGCUAACACAGCUCAGCUGGGCGGUGUUCAGCUUACGGCGGAGGCUGUGCCGGGUGCGCCAUUGGGCACAAGAGGGACCACCUCAAUCCGCACUCUCCGCCGUCGCCUUCAAAAGAAUCGUCAAGUACGGCAUUCGGUUCCAUACUGUACGGCAGCGGAGUACGGCAUGACUUUGGCUUCGGGGCAGGGCCCCCUAUGCCUCUUCUCGACUACCUGCCGCCGUUGUUGCAAGACGUGGCUGCGACAGCUGCUGCUGCCGCCGUACACGCCGUACACGCCGUCACCGUCACCGUCACCGUCACCUCCGCUUGAUCUUGCUGGGACAACAUCGACAGCUGUAGUCGCGUCAGCCGAUGUUGUACCACCAUACAAACCCCUCACGCCGCCAGCCACUGCUACCGCCACUACCACCGCCACCAUCAUCAGCAAGACGAAUCACGUCCAGACCUCCAACCCCCCAACCCCCCCAAACACCUCACCCCCUGCGACUUUUACCCCCGUUUACCUUGGGCAUUCUCCCAUUUCCGCCAAUGGCACGUGCGUCCACGGCGACGCACAUGUCAUUGACGCGCGAAGUUACGCCGGCGCGAGUGGCGGCGACGGCGGCGCCGACCCAUGGGUCAGUGACCGUGCUGCGGCCCUGCUGAUGGCUGUCGUGUCCGCCGACGGGCCACCACCACGGGGGCAUCUGGCCGCAUGGCUGCUUCAGCAACCGCCCUUAGUACUUCUCCUCACGCGGCUGUGGGUGGACGCCACAUCGCUGGUGGUGGUUCCCGGUGGUGCCGUUGGGGCAGCAGGCGUUACGGAGUUGGAUGGGCGUGGAAAGGAGGACGGGGAGGAGAGCAGUGCUGGCAGCGGCGGCGGCCGUCGCGGUAUCGGCUACGAACUGGACUUGGACGACGACGAUGACGAUGACGAGGGUUUGGAGGAGGAGGAGGAGGAGGAGGAGGAGGAGGCACCAGGAGCAGGAGCAGGAGCUCUAUUGGCGGUUCUGGAAGGCAACCCCCAACAGGACAAGGGGGUGAAGGGGGCGAAGGGGGUGAAAGUUCGCGGAAGCGCUGACUUGGACGCCUCCUCCUCCUCCUCCUCCUACAUCGCGAGGUAA